AUGGGGAAGCCAGAUUUAAGCGUUCAAGAGUUGGAGGCCAAGUACGGCGGGUUUCUGUCCGAAAGCUUCAAGAAGAAGCAGUACGUCACAUUCUGGGAACCGGAUCCAAAGUACGCCCACUUGCAAGAGGACGACUUCUUGAAGAGUAAGCCUGCCGCGGGUGACCUGAUCCCGCUUUUCUUGGGGCUGCCCAGUCCAGGGUUCUUCCCAGUGAAGUCCAUCGAUGUCAAAGUGUGCGACCACCCCUUCGAUUCGGAAUUGGAGACUGAAAACUCGACAUCCACGUACGGGAAGAUGACAAGGAAGUCCCCCGAGGAGUUGCCCCUCCCAGACACGCUGCAGUACAGCGCCACGGAGGGGCUUGACCCGUUGCUCAAUUUUACCAAGAGCUUCUUGCAAAGGAUCGGUAACACCCCACUGUACAACGGGUGGGACACGAUUCUUGCGAACGGGUCUAGUGACUCUCUUUACAAAGUGUUCGAUAUUUUGGCGGACCGGAACACCACUGUGCUCGUGGAGGAAUUCACUUUUGUACCCGUUGUCGGGACAAUCUUGGGUACUGGGGCACAUAUUGUCCCGAUGAAAUUGAACCUGGAUGAAGUCACCUCGGACAAUUUCAACAACGAUAAGCAAUUCGACCCAAACCACGAGGGGAUCGAUGUCGAGUACUUGGCAGACCUAUUGGAGAACUGGGCGGUAGGUCCACACAAGCACCUCCCUAAACCCACUUUGAUGUACACUGUCGUCACUGGGCAGAAUCCAACUGGGGUCUCGCUGUCGUACGAGAAGAGACGGCAGAUCUACGCUCUUGCACAGAGACACAAUUUCAUCAUCGUGGAGGACGACCCUUACGGGUACUUGAGACUACCACAUUUCAACAGAGAGACUCCAAGUGAAAACAAGUACGACGGGAUCACCGUGGACGGGUACAUCAAUGACAUGAUCAUCAAAUCGUUCAUCUCAAUGGACACGGACGGCCGCGUACUCAGAUUGGAGACCUUUUCUAAAUUGUUUGCACCUGGGUUGCGGCUCAGUUUCAUUGCCGGGAACAAGUACUUCAUCGAGAAGAUCUUGUACUUGGCGGACGUGUCCACGAGAGCUCCAAGCAGCAUCUCGCAAGCGCUUGUGUAUUCCACUUUGCAAACAUUGUCGCAACGGGAGAAAAUGCCCAUGGUCGAUUCGUGGCUGCACUGGAUCAUCCAGAUCGCAUCGGAGUACACGGUGCGGAGGAACGUGAUGUUGCCCGAGUUCUACAAGACAGAGGCCUUCGCCAAGGGGUACUUCUCUGUUAUUGAACCGUCAGCUGGUAUGUUCGUUGACAUCAAGAUCAAUUUCGGCAGCGGGUCCGACGUCAACAUUAUUGAAGAGAUGAACAAAGUGGAGAAGUAUUUCAUGAAGAACGGUGUUGGGAUUGUGCUCGCGUACAAGAUGGCCGUCGACACGGAGUUCUCGAGGGACAAAUGUGGGCUGAUCAGAACGGCCAUCUCCUUUGCAGAGAAGGAUAGACUGAUUGAGGCUGUUCGUAGGGUGAACGUCAGUCUAAUCGAGUUCUUCGAGAAGAGAACCCCAUGA
Molecule: messenger RNA, 1572 nt
Organism: Huiozyma naganishii CBS 8797
Lineage: Eukaryota; Fungi; Ascomycota; Saccharomycetes; Saccharomycetales; Saccharomycetaceae
Gene: ARO9
Product: aromatic-amino-acid:2-oxoglutarate transaminase
Exons: 1
Coding region: 1-1572 (523 amino acids)
Biological process (GO): aromatic amino acid catabolic process; L-tyrosine biosynthetic process
Molecular function (GO): L-2-aminoadipate:2-oxoglutarate transaminase activity; pyridoxal phosphate binding; aromatic-amino-acid:2-oxoglutarate transaminase activity
Source: RefSeq, a predicted model, not a curated record